Messenger RNA from Medicago truncatula (barrel medic), 2919 nucleotides. Its product is annotated as magnesium-transporting ATPase, P-type 1. The transcript has 8 exons. Gene Ontology annotation, biological process: magnesium ion transport. The record is from RefSeq and is a predicted model, not a curated record. Gene Ontology annotation, cellular component: plasma membrane; intracellular membrane-bounded organelle. The coding region runs from base 30 to 2885 and encodes 951 amino acids. Lineage: Eukaryota; Viridiplantae; Streptophyta; Magnoliopsida; Fabales; Fabaceae. Gene Ontology annotation, molecular function: P-type magnesium transporter activity; ATP hydrolysis activity; ATP binding.
UUUUUCCUAAAUUAUGUAUCAUAUCAUGCAUGCAACAUUUCUUCCUAUCCCAUUAUUUUUUCAAUCCUUCUAUGGGAAGAAUCAAAGUUUCCACCCUUUUCUCUGCUAAUAAUGGCCAUCACUACACUCUUCCUCUUGUAAACAAACCCAAUACACACAAAGAUCAUUUCCCUUCUUCAGUCUUAAAAUGUUUUCGACGAUUUAUCUGUGGAAGGAAAGUUGAUGGAGGAUCAAGAACAAAGGAAGAAGAGAAAGUGUACUCUUGGUUAUAUACACUGGCUCAGUCUGAAAAAAACUUGGUCUUUGAGUAUGUUAGAUCCACUGAAAGAGGCUUAAGUUUUACUGAAGCUGAGAGGAGGCUGCGGGAAAAUGGUCCAAAUGUUCCACUUGAGUAUUCAUUUCCAAGCUUGUGGAAUCUUCUAUGGAAUGCUCUUUUCCAUCCUUUCAAUAUGAUUCUGAUUAUUUUAUCUUCUCUGUCCUUCAUCGCCCGUGAUUAUCCCAACGGAUUCAUCAUGCUCAUAUUGGUUUUUAUCAGUGUCAUCCUUCGAUUCUGUCUGGAACACAGAAGCUCAAAAGCCGCGAUGAAACUUUCAGAAUUUUUAAGGUGUCCUAUAAAAGUUCAAAGAUGUGCUGGUAGAAUUGAACAGAAAGAAUUGAUAGUUCAAGUUGAUCACAUGGAUGUAGUUCCAGGUGAUAUUGUGAUUUUUGAACCUGGCGACCUCUUUCCUGGAGAUAUCAGGCUGUUAUCUUCAAAACACCUUGUUGUAAGCCAGGCCUCACUAACUGGGGAAUCUUGGACAACCGACAAAGCUGGCGAUGUUAGAGAAGAUCACAACACUCCUUUACUAGAUUUAAAGAACAUUUGCUUUAUGGGCACAAAUGUGGUAUCAGGUACGGGAACAGGUUUAGUUAUUUCAACUGGAUCAAAUACUUACAUGAGCACCAUGUUUUCAAAAAUUGGGAAGAAAAAACCGCCAGACGACUUUGAAAAGUGUCUCAGAUGGAUAUUUUACAUGCUUAUUUCCGUUAUGCUAGUAGUUGUUACAAUUAUGUUCGUGACAGAUUUCACUACAUCUCAUAAUUUGAGCAAGAGUGUUCUCUUUGCCAUCUCAGUUUCAUCUGCACUCAAUCCUCAAAUGCUUCCCCUCAUCAUUAACACAUGCCUCGCGAAAGGAGCAGUUGCUAUGGCUAAAGACAGAUGUAUUGUAAAAAGUCUAACAUCUAUACGUGAGAUGGGAUCAAUGGAUAUUCUUUGUAUUGACAAGACAGGCACCCUUACAAUGAAUCAUGCAAUCUUGGUUAAUCAUCUUGACUGCAGGGGUUUACCCCGAGAAAAAGUUCUACGCUAUGCGUUCCUCAAUUCUUACUUCAAGGCUGAGCAAAAGUAUCCUCUGGAUGAUGCAAUUCUAGCACAUGUAUAUUCAAAUGGAUUCAAGUUUCAGCCAUCCAAGUGGAAGAAGAUAGAUGAGAUUCCUUUUGACUUCAUAAGAAGAAGAGUAUCUGUCAUGUUAGAAACAGACGAUAGACACUCGAGGUUCUUUGGCAGGUUCAUGGUAACAAAAGGAGCAUUGUUGGAAGUCAUAAAAGUUUGUUCUUUUAUUGAGAAUUUUGAUAAAGAUGAAAUUUCUACCUUCUCAUCAAAUGACUAUCAGAGGAUUUUAAAUCUAACAGAAGAAUUGAGCAAUGAAGGGUUAAGGGUUAUCGCAGUAGCUAUAAAGAAGGUCGAAAUGCAGCAGACUUGCGAAACAAGUAACGGAAGCAAGAGACACGACUAUGAUUUCGAAAGAGACAUGAUAUUUCUUGGUUUCAUAACAUUUUUUGAUCCACCUAAGGACUCAGCAAAGGAAGCACUGUGGUGUUUGGCUGAGAAAGGAGUGAAAGCCAAAGUUUUAACAGGCGACUCACUUUCCUUAACCACAAGAAUAUGCAGAGAAGUCGGCAUAAGUACCACUCAUGUUAUAACAGGACCUGAGCUAGAAGAACUUGAUCAAGAAACAUUCCAUGAAACCGUUAAAAGAGCAACGGUGCUAGCCCGUCUCACCCCUAGUCAAAAACUUCGAGUCGUGCAAUCAUUGCAGACAAAAGGAAACCAUGUUGUUGGUUUCUUAGGAGACGGUGUGAAUGAUUCACUAGCUUUGGAUGCUGCUCAUGUAAGCAUUUCAGUGGACUCCGGCGUAGCCAUUGCCAAAGACAUGGCAGACAUAAUCUUACUAGAGAAAGAUCUAAACGUGCUCGUUGCGGGCGUGGAGCACGGUCGUCUCACCUUUGGCAACACAAUGAAGUACUUAAAGAUGUCGGUUAUUGCUAACUUGGGAAGUAUCAUUUCACUCCUCAUAGCAACAUUGUUCCUAAAAUAUGAGCCCUUGACUUCUAGACAGCUACUUACACAGAAUUUCAUCUAUAGCCUUGGACAAAUCGUCAUCCCUUGGGACAAAAUGGAUGAAGAAUAUUUGAACACUCCUCAUAAGUGGUCCGUGCGAGGCUUGCCGAUGUUCAUAUUGUGGAAUGGACCGGUAUGCAUUUUAUGUGACGUGGCAACACUUUUGUUUCUUUGGUUUUAUUGCAAGGCUUAUGAUGAUAUGAAAUUUUUUCAUUCAGCUUGGUUCAUUGAGGGUCUUCUGAUGCAAACUCUGAUUGUUCAUUUGAUGAGGACUGAGAAAAUCCCUUUCAUUCAGGAUAUUGCUUCUUGGCCUGUGAUUUUUUCCACUCUUGUGAUAUCUACAAUUGGAAUUGCAAUUCCAUUCACUCCUAUUGGGAGGGUUAUGGGAUUCACCCUUAUACCUCUUUCAUAUUUUGGAUUUUUGUUUGUUAUUUUUAUGGGAUAUUUUACAAUAGGUCAGGUGGUUAAGAGACUUUACAUACUGGUUUAUAAGAGAUGGCUUUGAAUAUCAAAUUCUCAAUACAGUUUUGUUUUCCAUA